This is a messenger RNA of Nicotiana tabacum (common tobacco), 831 nucleotides long. NCBI's taxonomy places the organism in Eukaryota, Viridiplantae, Streptophyta, Magnoliopsida, Solanales, Solanaceae. The record is from RefSeq and is a predicted model, not a curated record.
AUGGUUCUGUUUGCUGGAGGUCGGGUGUUGGAUUCCCAACAACAGCUAUUGUUCGUUCUUGACACCGUACUUUUUGUCAUAUAUUUUCCACCUGUGGACGUACAGCAAAUUUAUUUCCCUCCUACUUCAUCCGCAGGAGAGUUAUAUUAUGGCGAUCUAGGAAAUGGUUUUGGAUUAAGUGACGAGCUUGGAAGUGGGAACAAUCAACUAUUGUUAUGUGAUAAAAAUCAAGAGAUAAUCAUAACAAAUGAUCAUGUUGAGGAAAUAAAGAAAAAAGAGAAGGAUUCAAGGCAAAUAGAGGAGAUUAAUAGUACAAGAAUGUUGUCUCGAGAAACCAUUUCCAAGUACUUUUAUAUGCCUAUAACACAAGCAGCCAAAGAACUCAAUAUUGGGUUGACAUUAUUGAAGAAAAGAUGUAGGGAGUUGGGAAUUCGAAGGUGGCCUCAUCGGAAGUUGAUGAGUCUUCAAACACUAAUCAAGAAUGUUAAGGAACUGGAAAAGGGGGGAGGAAGUGGUAUGGAGCAAAAGUUGAAGGAUGUGAUAAAGCUUUUGGAGGAAGAGAAGAAGAUGUUGGAAGAAGUACCAGACAUGGAACUUGAGGAGAAAACAAAGAGAUUGAGGCAAGCUUGUUUCAAGGCUAACUACAAGAGGAGAAAGCUGAUGAGUAUGACAGAAUUACAGGCUUCCUUCGGCAGUUACUGCAAUAGUAACCCAGCUGUUGGUAUUGGUUAUGGCCAUAGGGAGGAGGAAGAUGAUGAUUAUGAUGAUGAAGAGAUUAAGUCUCUACUCGCUGACUGUUUCUCUUCAAGUAGCCCAACGCUGCAUGAGUGA